GGGUGCAGAGCAGGGCAAUUUUACAUUGCAGCGCGCACUUGCGCAUCGCUUUUGCCGCAGCUCACAGUAUCGGCCACCGUGAUAUAUCGUCCGUACUAUGAACUUCUUGCGUUACGGGUUGAGUUGCAACGUUGUUGGCGUCUUGAGGUUGCUUUGCAUGUCCAACGAUUGAGUUCUUUUCCAUUUGUGUGCGGCUUAAGGUCGCGCACCUGGGGAGAUGCCUUCAGAAAAAGCCCAUUCUCACGAUGGCGUCGGAGAUGGAGCCAAGGACUCUGACAGCUCGGAGCACAGCUGGCCAGAUGAGGAUGAGGACGAGGACGACUUCUGCACGACCCUGGACGACCUGCCGCAAAAGGUUGAGGAUCUGUUGUACAUUGGCUCUAUGGCUGCCGAACACAACUACGAGGGAUUGAAGGCGGUUGGGAUCACCCACGUGUUGCAGGUCGCCGAGGGACUGGCGCCCUCCCAUUCCCGAGAAGAUCUGUCGUACCGUACGAUAAAGGUUGCUGAUCUGCCCUCCGAGGACCUGGUCGCCCACUUUGGCCGCUGCUUUGACUUCAUUUCGGAGGCGCACGGAAAGGGCGGCGCAGUGCUGGUCCACUGCGUAGCGGGCGUGUCCCGGUCUGCCACCGUGUGCAUGGGCUGGCUGAUGUGGCGUCACAAGCUCAGUGCGGAGGAGGCGUUUCGUCGCGUGCACCGAGUGAGACCCUGGGUGAUGCCCAACCCCGGCUUCCGGAAGCAGCUGGAGCGGUUCGGCGGCUGGCAGAGGUUAAGGCCUGACUUCUGCUCCCAGUUGACCCAGUCGACCCGGGUUCAAAUCCGCCUGCCGGCUCCUCGGGUGUUUGAGGAGUGAUGAAAUGGGAGGUGGCCCCCCAUCUUAUGGACGGUGUAGGACGUGAUAAUAUCAACUUGCGAGCUGACCAGGAACUAAGUUGAUGCGCCGUUGAUCCGCUAGAUUUGGUUGGAUGCUGGUGGUGAGUUGCCGAACCCAACGAAUACAUUCUGAAGUCGGAUGGGGUGACGGAUUAGGGUGCCCCUCUAGCAGGGGAGAGCAGGGACUGCCCCGGGAAAGGGGGCCGCUGGCGAAGUUAACCACCCUGUAACAACAUACAUACAUGCAUUAG
Molecule: messenger RNA, 1124 nt
Organism: Volvox carteri f. nagariensis
Lineage: Eukaryota; Viridiplantae; Chlorophyta; Chlorophyceae; Chlamydomonadales; Volvocaceae
Exons: 6
Coding region: 218-853 (211 amino acids)
Biological process (GO): protein dephosphorylation; regulation of MAP kinase activity
Cellular component (GO): cytoplasm
Molecular function (GO): JUN kinase phosphatase activity
Source: RefSeq, a predicted model, not a curated record